GGAAGGAUGCAGGCUAGCAGAAUAUACUACUAAAGUGGCAGAGUGAUAGCUUAGUGGUUAAGCCGCUGGCCUUCUGGUCAUGAGUUAAAAUCCCAGCACCAGGCUGCCACUCAUGGGCCCUUGAGCAAGGCCCUUAACUCUCAACUACUCAGUGGAACAAAGGAGAAUUGUAAAUCGCUCUGGAUAAGGGGAGUAUGGCAAAAAUAUAAAUGUAGAAAAAUGAAGAAUCCAUGACUACAGUGAUUAAUGGAUGUUUUUUUUGGGGGGUUGCACUUCGGGGGACCUGAAAGUAAAAGUUUUUUCAGCGUUGAAGUUCUGACUUUAACACUCCUAUAGCAUCUGCCCAAAGGUAGGCAUGUGAGAAGCCUGUGGUUAAGGCCAUCACAGGCUAUUCACACAUUUAUUAUCGAGUUUAUAGUAAACACAGAAACCAUGGGUAAGAAUCUGAGUGAUUACAGGAAAGACCACACAUUUAUUGCUGAGUGUGUUAAAAAUACUAAAUCGUUACAUCAGCAGCGUUGUGAAUCAAACAGGAUGUGUGGGCUUGUGGUUAUUUGAUUCUGAAGCACCACCACUAUAGACAGUGCAAUCUCCCCCCAACUCAGUCAGAGCAGAAAUGGCCAGGCUGCUGGGUGUACAGCUGAUCAUGAGUGUAUUCAUGCAGAUCACUUUAGCAGACAUCAUGUCUGUUCUUCCUGGAGAAAACAUCACCCUGACCUGCAGCAUCACUAAUCAUUCACAGAUAUGGUGGUAUCAACUGAGAUUUGAAGAGAUAAAACUGCUCAUAUUUGCUAGAAUACAACAAGUGGACAAGGUCUAUUCCCCCACAUGGAAUGCUGAUGAGAAUCACUUUGAUUUGAAUGAAGACAGCAGUUUGGAAAUUAUUGGAGUUCAAGAGACAGAUUUGGGAUUUUAUUUUUGUGGAGGUCAAAACAAAACACACAAUGACUUUGGAAAACCCAUCAGAGUGAACUUUACAGACAACAGAAAUCCAGAAAGCACUGUCCUGUCUACAUAUUUGGAUCGUUUUCAGACCAUAAAUAUAAUCCUGACAUGCCUGUGUUCCAUCUCUUUCCUAAUUAACAUCACCUGCGUCUGUGUGUUCAGGUCCAGAGUGCAAGGAAAGUCAGUUUUAUCCCACCCAUGCUGCAGUGACCCCAACACCACUCAUUCAGCUGAGAAGGAAAUGAAUCUGCACUAUGCCACGUUCACACACAAGACAGAACCCGGGUAUAAAAACACAUCGGAUUUGGACGGCGUGUUGUACGCAGGAAUCAGAUAUUUACCUGCCUGACAGCAUGAUCCUGAUUAUAGAUCUCUACCAAUAUGAGAAAAAUAUUUGUCAUAUAAAAUGAUCUAUUGAUCUAUGAACUAUUAUUAUUUAUUUUCAUUAAUCAAUUAAUAUGCAUAUUAUUCACACAUUUAUUCAAAUAUAAAGUAUAAAAAUCACAUUAUGUUUAAUCUGUAUCUGUAUAUAACCUGCAAAUUUAAUAUAUAUAUAAAAAAAAAACACAUUUUAACCCUGUGUAAUAAAAUGUAAAUAAAAUAUCCCUGCUGCACUCUUUCACAAUUUCAGCAUUAAAUUUAUUUUAUCACUUGGAGUUUUAGAUAACAUGUAUUUUAACAUUAACUAUUGUGAGAUAAUCUCAGAUCCACUAUUAAUUUAACCUUUUCUGACUUUAAAACUUUAAAGAUUUUGAGAAUUUGGGGAAUGGUGAGAAUUUAUCUUAAAUUUAUGUAAAAGUGAGGACACGGUUGAAAAGGUUUAUAUAAACAGAACGCAAAUGUCAUACCCCAUAUUUUAUACACUAUAGAAUACAGAAAUGUUUCAACUAUGGAAAUUAUUCAUUUUAGGGAAGAAAUAGUCAACUUUUAUAUCUGAUGGCUAAAACAUUUUGGGUAUUAAAAAUGUUUAGAGAGAACAAAAAAGGUUUUAAACACUCACCUGAGGGGUUGAUUUUUUUUAAGACCUCAAUUCAGGUAUGAUUUUAAAUACAUCAUUUAAAAAAAUAAAAGUAAUUCUUUCCAAUUGCUUUUGCAAAUCUCCAGGAGCACAGGAACAUGCGGAUGUCCACAACAUUAGCAAAUCUCAUAAACCCAUAUUUUUUUCAGCACAUAGAAAUUAUAUUAAAUAUUUAAAUCGAGGAAAUGUACCAUUUUAAGGGACAUUUUAAGGACAAUUCUAAAUUUGAUGGCUGCAAAUGGUCUCAAAAAAUGUGGGACAUGGAAACAAAAGGCCGAAAAUGUAAAUGUUACUAAAAAUAAGAAACAGCUGGAGCAACAUUUUGCAACUAAGUAGGUUAAUUGGAAAAAGUCUAAUAUGAGUGGGUACAAAAAGAGCAUUUAAGAGAAGCAGAGUCUCUUAGAAGUAAAGAGGCAGAGGUUCAACAACCUUCUUCAAAAAACUGUGUGGAACAAAUUGUGGAACAAUUUCAGAAUAAUGUUCCUCAACAUUAAAUUGAUGCUCAAAAAUGCCACCGGAAAUCACCGUCCAUGAACACAGAUUCAUCUCCUUCAGACAGCACUGACUCGGGAGAACCAGAUCCAGAUUUUGUAGCAGCUCCUCAUCCUCAACAUUAAUGACUGAAUGUGUGGAGGAUUCUAAGGAUACUGGAUCGGGUUGGAUCACGAGAAAUGGCCAGGUGUGGUUUCCAACUAAUGCAGAGACUUCUUUUAUCCAGCCUGCUUGAGGCGUGAUUUCAGGGCCAACGCACUAUGCAAGUCAAGUUAUGGAUAGCUUGAUGUCGCCACAUCUUAUGUCUGGAGGUGUUGGCCUGGGAACCGGGGAUGCUGCAGAGGUGAGCCAGAGCAUGCGAGUUGUCAGAGAGAUUACUAAGGGACUCCAGGGAGUCACUGUCACUUGUGACAACUUCUUCAACACUUAUCCACUUGCACAGGAGCUUCUUAAAAUUUGCAUAAUUAUUCUGAUUGUCAUGUGCAGCUUCAGAAUGAAGCUUUUAGUUUUAGAAAAAGUAAAGAUGAAGCUGUAGACAAAAAAACUAUUGGUGGCCACAAACAUUAUUUUUUUAACAUGGUGGACUUGUCUGCAUAUAAUGCAUAAGUAAUAUUUAUAGCCAUUGAUCCCUCCUGGAACCACCAAAAACACUACAGGACAAGGCUUUUUUAGAGGAGCUGAGCAACUUGAUGGUGUCUGCAGCAAUUGUAAAGAAAAAGCACUUCCUCCAUGCACCAGUUGCUGCUGCUGCACUUGUGAGAGCUACAGUCCUCUGUAGCUGCCACUCACACACCAGCAGGCACCAGCAGCUCAGCAGUUCAGAGGGGACAUGCAAGUGCUGCAAAAAACUAACAAUCUGCACUUGCAUUGCCUGUGGUGGAUUUACAUUCACAAAAUGAUAUGCUGCAAGGCAUGCUGGC
Molecule: messenger RNA, 3375 nt
Organism: Silurus meridionalis
Lineage: Eukaryota; Metazoa; Chordata; Actinopteri; Siluriformes; Siluridae
Exons: 5
Coding region: 617-1294 (225 amino acids)
Biological process (GO): response to bacterium
Source: RefSeq, a predicted model, not a curated record